CCAAAGUAUGAAGACACGCAGCUUAUUUACGGACGCGAAGGGGCGCCUCUUGACAGACACGUGUCUGAAGUUAAUUGGGGAGAGGAAAAAUGGAACGCGUUGUUUCGUCUCGGUUCUUCAUUUCUCUCUUCCUUCUCUCCUCUCCAGGCGAUCGAGAAGGCAAUAUAUCUUCUUCGCCGUGGCUGUUCUUCUUCUCGGUGGCUCUCUAGGCGGGUCUUGUUGACAAAGGAAAACGGAAUCCCCUCUAUCGGUUGGUCUCAUCGGCGAAGGAUAAUGGUGAGAUCUCUCUUCUUCGCCGUGGCUCUUCUUCUUCUCGGUGGCUGGAAAGGUAAGGAUGAGUUUGUUUGUGCACGUCUUAGCUUGUGCAUGUCGGGGAAUCUAAUAAAACUGGGCUUAGAUUAUGUUAUUUCAUCGUGAAUCUAGAUAAGUUCGAUCCACUAAUUUUUGUUUUUUUUUCUGUGUUUGUGUCUUCAUAUGGAGUGAUGAAGAGGCAUGAUCGAAGCUCAAGCUUGGGCUUUGUCUGACAAACCCCCACGAUUGUUCAUAAGUCACGGAAGAGAAAGUCGAUGAUGGAUGUGGUUACUACUACUACUACUACUACUUCUAAUAGUAAUGGAUUCACGAGCUCUGGUUCCACUAGCAUACACAACAGUCCCUGUCUCACUCCUGUUUCGGCUAAAGGAGGCAGAGUCAACACCAAGUCAAGGGCCAAAGGGACUCAGUCAGUUCCUCAAACCCCCAUCUCAAAUGCUGUUGUAGCUUCUCCUGCCACACUAACUCCUUCUGGAAGUUGCCGUUAUGACAGUUCUUUAGGUCUCCUUACAAAAAGGUUUGUCAAUCUAAUCAAACAAGCCGAAGAUGGGAUGCUGGACCUAAACAAAGCUGCAGAAGCAUUGGAGGUGCAGAAACGGCGCAUAUAUGAUAUUACAAACGUUUUGGAGGGGAUUGAUCUCAUUGAAAAGCCUUUCAAGAACCGUAUACUGUGGAAGGGAGUUGAUGCUUCGAGGCCUGGCGAUGUGGAUGCUGACGUAUCUGUCUUACAGGCAGAGAUUGAAAACCUUAACCUCCAGGAGCAAGCGCUAGAUAACCAAAUCAGAGAAACGGAGGAAAGACUAAGAGAUCUUAGCGAAAAUGAAAAGAAUCAGAAGUGGCUUUUUGUAACUGAAGAGGACAUCAAGAGUUUACCGGGUUUCCAGAACCAAACUCUGAUAGCUGUCAAAGCUCCUCAUGGAACAACUCUGGAAGUCCCUGAUCCAGAUGAAGCGGGUGAGCUCCCUCAGAGGAGACACAGGAUCAUUCUUAGAAGUACAAUGGGACCUAUUGACGUAUACCUUGUCAGUGAAUUUGAGGACACGAAUGGGGAUGUUGCACCACCAGCAUGCUUGCCUAUUGCUUCUUGCUCAGGAUCUACAGAAAACAAUGAAAUCGAAGCCUUAACUAUUGAUAACACAGAAACUGCCUCUGAGCUUCAGAUGUCUCAAGAUCAGGCACAUGCCCAACCCGGCGAUACCUCUGAUCUUAAUUAUUUACAGGAGCAAGUAGGAGGAAUGCUUAAGAUUACUCUCUCUGACAUCGAAAAUGAUGAUACGGACUACUGGCUUCUCUCCAACGCUGAAAUAAGCAUGACGGAUAUUUGGAACACAGACUCUGGUAUUGAUUGGGACUAUGGAAUAGCUGACGUGACUCCACCACCAGUAAUGAGUGAAAUAGCCUCAGCCGAUAUUGACUCCAAACCAACUUGAUUGCAAGAAGACCAAACACCUAUCCCAGCUUCUGAUUCCUGAUGUGUCCCUUCACAAUACUCUUGGUUCUUCAAUUCAAAUCCAAGGAGGGAGCAGAUACAGAACGUGUGUGGAACCAGUGGCAGGUGCGUUCAUUUAUCGCUAGAGAGUGGUCGUGUAACGAGUGACAAUGUAGAUGAACUAAUGUAAGUUUUAGAGUAAUAUACUUCAUCGGGUGCAUAA
Brassica napus (rape) is the source of this 1964-nucleotide messenger RNA. Its product is annotated as transcription factor E2FA-like. Gene Ontology annotation, molecular function: protein dimerization activity; RNA polymerase II cis-regulatory region sequence-specific DNA binding; DNA-binding transcription factor activity, RNA polymerase II-specific. Lineage: Eukaryota; Viridiplantae; Streptophyta; Magnoliopsida; Brassicales; Brassicaceae. Bases 567 to 1742 code for a protein of 391 amino acids. The record is from RefSeq and is a predicted model, not a curated record. The transcript is spliced from 13 exons. Gene Ontology annotation, biological process: regulation of transcription by RNA polymerase II. Gene Ontology annotation, cellular component: RNA polymerase II transcription regulator complex.